AUGCAGCCUCCAGAAGGUGUGCAGGUGGACCUGGGCAAGGCCCAGGUCAUCGACCAUGUUCCCAAAGUGAUCAAAGAACUGAAAUUUGGUGCUCUGUCCAAUGAUGACAUUGUCAGCCAAGCCGUUGUUGAAGUUUCCGACCGAAAAUUCUUUGACCUCGAACAUGGCAGAACGGCGGUUCCCCAUGGCCCUCUCGACGCGCGCAUGGGUAUUUCGAACAAGACCGGAACAUGCCAGACCUGUGGCGGUUCCCUUCAAGUUUGCAACGGCCAUUUCGGCCAUGUCAGAUUGGUCCUGCCUGCUUUCCAUGUCGGUUAUUUCAAGCGUGUCAUCAGUAUCUUGCAGGAGAUUUGUAAAGAGUGUUCGAGAAUUCUGCUUCCGCAGUCUGAACGCCGCGCCUUCCUCCGGGAGAUGCGUCGUCCUGGUCUUGAUAAUCUACGACGCAUGCAAAUCGCGAAAAAAAUCAACGAACGCUGCAGAAAGACCCGGGUCUGUGAGGCGUGUGGUGCUAUCAAUGGUGUCGUGAAGAAGGCCGGUUCCAGCGCAUUGAAGAUCACCCAUGACAAGUUCCGCGCCUUUAACGCGUCUACCUCGUCGAAAAAAGUGACGCCGCCCAGCAAGAUCGUUUUUGACCAGUCUUUUGAAGAAGCUAGAAACACAAACCCGGACGUUGAAAAACAUUACAAGAAAGCCCAAGAUGAUCUGAACGCCCUCCGUGUCCUAAAUUUGUUCAAGAAGAUUUCCGAUACAGAUUGCGAACUACUCGGACUGGACCCGAAGGAAGCUCGUCCGGAAAUGUUCUUGUGGCAAUUUAUCCCUGCUCCUCCUGUCUGCAUCCGUCCGUCAGUGGGCCAGGACGCUGCGUCGACUGAAGAUGACCUGACUGCCAAGCUGGGAGACAUCGUCCAGAGCAAUAUUAAUCUCAAGAAUGCACUGCUGAAAGGAGCACCAAUAGGGACUAUUAUGGAAUGUUGGGACUACAUGCAGCUUCAGAUUGCAGUUUAUAUUAAUAGCGACGCCCCCAGUCUUAAGGCAGACCUUGGGAAGCCUAUCCGCGGCUUUGUGCAGAGACUAAAGGGAAAACAAGGACGCUUUCGUGGAAAUCUGUCUGGAAAGCGUGUCGAUUUCUCCGGCCGGACUGUCAUUUCUCCUGAUCCAAACCUGCGAAUUGACGAGGUUGCUGUCCCAGAGCUGGUGGCGAAAAACAUGACUUAUCCAGAGGUCGUCACCAGAUACAACAAGGAAAAGCUGCAGCAAAGAGUGCGGAAUGGAACGAAGAAAUGGCCAGGCGCAAACUACCUUACCAAGAAAGGACAGAAUUUUAAGCUCUACCUUAAGUACGGCAAUCUCAAGAUGAUGGCCGACCAGCUGCAGGAGGGGGAUACGGUCGAGCGUCAUAUCGAAGAUGGCGACAUUGUACUCUUCAAUCGCCAGCCUUCCCUUCACAAGCUCAGUAUUCUUUGCCAUUUUGCAAAAGUUCGGCCACACAGAACAUUCCGUUUGAACGAAUGUGUGUGCAACCCGUACAACGCCGAUUUUGAUGGAGACGAGAUGAACUUGCAUGUUCCCCAGACCGAAGAAGCCAGGGCAGAGGCGAUGGAGUUGAUGGGGGUGAAGAAUAACUUGGCCACUCCAAAGAACGGAGAACCUAUCAUUGGAGCGAUUCAAGAUUUUAUCAGUGCUGCCUCUAUUUUGAGCAACAAGGACAAUUUCUUCGAUCGGAGAUCGUUUACGCAGAUAUGCAUCUCGAUGCUCGGUCCCGAAACUCGGUUCGACCUUCCUCCACCUGCUAUUCUCAAGCCGCAGAUGCUUUGGACCGGAAAGCAGGUCUUCAAUGUCCUCAUGCGUCCCAACAAGGACGAUCCCGUGAUGGUGAACUUGGAUGCCGCCUGUCGAGAAUUUAAGCAGCCAAAAGAUGGUCGUCCAAAGGACUUGGAUCCGAACGAUGGUUGGCUCGUCAUCCGUAACUCAGAGGUCAUGUGUGGCGUUAUGGACAAAGCCACAAUCGGCUCCGGAAAGAAGGACAAUGUUUUUUACAUCAUGUUACGAGACUUUGGCCCGGCAGUUGCGGCUGAGGGCAUGAACCGCCUCUCUAGGCUGUCGGCUCGUUGGUUCACAAACAUGGGUUUCUCUAUUGGCAUUACGGACGUCUACCCUAGUGAAAGUCUCAUCCGGUCGAAGAACGAGUUGGUCGAAAAGGCUUACGCAGAGUGUGAUGAAGUCAUCGCCAAAUACAAGGCCGGAAAGCUGGAAAAAAUGCCUGGCUGUGAUGAGCUGCAGACCAUGGAGAGCCAGCUCUCUGCCAUCCUCACCAAAGUCCGUCAGCAAGCCGGAGAUGAAUGUAUUGCUCAGCUGAGCAAAUACAAUGCACCUCUAAUUAUGGCCACCUCCGGUUCAAAAGGUUCCAGCAUCAAUGUGUCUCAGAUGGUUGCUCUUGUGGGUCAGCAGAUUAUUAGCAAUGAGCGUAUCCAGGACGGAUUUCAAGACAGAACACUGCCUCAUUUCCCAAAGAAUGCUCGUCAACCUCCGUCGAAAGGUUUCGUUCGCAACAGUUUCUUUUCUGGCCUCACACCUACGGAAUUCUUUUUCCACGCCAUGUCUGGUCGUGAAGGUCUGAUCGAUACCGCUGUCAAGACUGCAGAGACAGGUUACAUGUCUCGUCGUCUGAUGAAGUCUCUCGAAGAUCUCUCGAGCAAAUACGACAACACCAUUCGAACGUCGGGUGCUAGCAUUGUCCAAUUCCAAUACGGUGAUGACAACCUGGAUCCUGUGGACAUGGAAGGUAAAGCCAAACCUGUCCACUUCGAUCGAACUUUCGUCCACGCUGAGUCGACGACCUAUGAUAACAAUGACCGGAGUUUGUUGCCUUCCGAGAUCAUGGAGGUCUGCGAGGAAAUGCUCUCCAAGGAGCGAGCGAAGCUUGUACGCAAGGAUCUUCUGGGUAAUGAACUGGACUACAUGGAUCGGAGCGACCACGGCAUUGACCAGCACGAGAGUGAGCGUGAUUUCCUUGAGUCGAUUAAGGCUUACGUUCAAACCAAGGCGGACAAAUUGAUCUCUCGCGGCGGCAAUUUCGAUCCGUCUGACGAGAGGAGCAGGAAAGGCUUGAACCACACUGGCAAGUUAUCAGAGAGAACUCUGAGGGCCUUUAUCACAUCGUGUUUGACGAAGUAUAAGAAGGCCCAGGUCGAGCCUGGCCAUGCUGUCGGUGCCGUCGGAGCGCAGUCCAUUGGUGAGCCUGGAACUCAGAUGACACUGAAGACUUUCCAUUUUGCGGGUGUCGCUGGUAUGAGUAUCACUCAGGGUGUGCCCCGUAUCAAAGAAAUUAUCAACGCUUCCAAGGAGAUCAGUACUCCCGUCAUUACCUGCGAGCUCGUGACCAAGGACAAUAUCAUCGCGGCUCGAAUUGUUAAGGGCAGGAUCGAAAAGACAUAUUUGCGGGACAUUGUUCAUUAUGUUCGAGAAACCUGGACGGGCAAGGACGCGUACAUCACGGUCAAGAUCAACUGGAAGACGAUUCGCGACCUGGCGCUUGAGCUCAAUACGCAGGAUAUCCUCCAGGCGAUCAAGAGACACAAACGCUUCAAGGCCGACGAUCUGAAGUUCCGCCACUCUCGGUCGCAUAUUCAUAUUCAUUUGGAUCUGGACCCUGCCAGCAAGGCGUCCCUCUCUAAGACGGAGAUAGCGGCAACCAGCGCAGAUCCAUUCCUCCGUUUGAAGCAUCUCAAGCGCAUACUGCCCGAGAUCCAGGUUCUCGGGCACCCCCACACCAAGCGGGCGAUCAUCCGUACCGACGACACGUCUACAACGAACAGUCUCCUGGUAGAAGGCUAUGGGUUGAAGGACUGUAUGACCACUCUUGGUGUUGAUGGCCUUCGCACCUUCACCAAUAACGUGAUGGAGAUGAAGGACGUCCUUGGCAUUGAAGCUGCCCGUGUCACCAUCAUUUCGGAAAUCAGCGAUGUCAUGAAGGAUAUGGGUAUCGAUCCGCGUCACAUGCAGCUUCUUGCAGAUGUCAUGACAUACAAAGGCGAGGUGUUAGGUAUUACUCGCUUUGGUCUGGCAAAGAUGCGGGACUCGGUCCUUCAGCUCGCCUCCUUCGAGAAGACCGCAGAUCAUCUCUUCGAUGCCGGUGGAGCUGGCCGUACCGACCUCAUUGAGGGUGUGUCUGAAUGUAUCAUCAUGGGCAAGACCGUGUCGCUUGGUACGGGGGCUUUGGAAGUGGUCCGCAAGUUGAAUUUCUAUGAGGGGCAGAUCGGGCCAAAGAAGACCGUUUUCGAGGACGCCUGGACGGAGAUCUGUGAGGCACCACUUGAAGCGAAGAAGGCAAGGAGGAAAGCAAGGGCCUGA
Messenger RNA from Rasamsonia emersonii CBS 393.64, 4350 nucleotides. RefSeq names its product DNA-directed RNA polymerase. The record is from RefSeq and is a predicted model, not a curated record. Lineage: Eukaryota; Fungi; Ascomycota; Eurotiomycetes; Eurotiales; Trichocomaceae. The transcript has 2 exons. The coding region runs from base 1 to 4350 and encodes 1449 amino acids. Gene Ontology annotation, biological process: DNA-templated transcription. Gene Ontology annotation, molecular function: DNA binding; DNA-directed RNA polymerase activity.